Messenger RNA from Folsomia candida, 4363 nucleotides. Its product is annotated as dopamine D2-like receptor. The transcript is spliced from 9 exons. Gene Ontology annotation, biological process: adenylate cyclase-activating adrenergic receptor signaling pathway. Gene Ontology annotation, molecular function: G protein-coupled receptor activity; dopamine neurotransmitter receptor activity, coupled via Gi/Go. Lineage: Eukaryota; Metazoa; Arthropoda; Collembola; Entomobryomorpha; Isotomidae. The record is from RefSeq and is a predicted model, not a curated record. Gene Ontology annotation, cellular component: membrane. The coding region runs from base 1265 to 3205 and encodes 646 amino acids.
CUCUGACACGGUGUGGCCACACGGAAACUUGAGUUGCUCCUCCAUCAUCAUCAUCGUCAUCAACAAAAAAUCAGGCUCUGCUGUUACUCUCUGCAUACCUUUGUUCUCUGUCGCGUCCGAUGCUUUGGAAUAUUGCUACUUGCACUUUUCUCAUCAAGAUAUAAACCAUACUUUUCACUAACCCCUCGUCAGCUCGUCGUUUCCCAUUACACAAGUUGUCCUUGUGUCGUAAUCCCCUCUCCGGGUGAAAGUGGCAAGAUGAGACGGACCAUUUUGGAGUGAGUGGUGGUGCUAAGGACAUUGUUGUACUUUGGAGAAAGAAGCUGCACUGAAAGAUCUGUUGCAAUUCGACCGUUGUAAUCGAUACUUGACAUUUUUGGCUGGAAAACAAAUUCUUGGCGGAGAGACUGAUCACAUCGGAGGGAGUGAAAACUUGUUGGAAACGACACAACUGCACUUUGAGAGAAAUAAAAGGUAAAUAGUUGUAAAGUUGUUUAGUGCUGAACUCGCCUCCCCUCAUCUUCUCCACUCACUCGUCUUCUUCUUCUUCUUCCCCGCUUGAUUCAUCAUCCUCCAAAAGCGUCAUAAAUAAUCGCUCUGCUAACUCCCAUUGUCAUCCCUCGAGCGAAUAACAGGAGCUAUAAAUAAUAUCGCAAUGUUUGACUCCUCGGCUAAUUCGAUUUUCCACCCAGUCAAAAUCGAGCCAGAAAGGAGAAAUCCAAUUUAAUUGGAAAGUGAGUAAGUGCCAAGUUUAUUUAUUUCGCGAGCCGAUAAAGACAGAGAAAUAUCAAAUUAUUUCAAAGUUGGAUACUUUUAUGACCGACUCUCACAGUCUCACAUCCCACUCAGAAUAACGAGGGGAUCAAUAACACUUUUCUCCCCUACGUUCUCCCAUCUCCACGGUGAAAGUAUUUUUGAUUGAGUCAACCGUGCACCAAUCAGUUUAAGUAAUUUCCCUGCUCUUCCUCUCCUGCAACAAAAAGAAAGCAGAGAAACUUUCUCCCAUCAAGACUUGGACUCGACAUCUUCCCACCCACCCAAAACCCACACGCCCACAAGUCCAUCAGUCAUCUCUCGCUUUUCAUCCCUCUGAGCCCCACUCUUGUCAGAUCCAAUCAUUCCCACUGACGCUGGCCAACGAGCUCAAGACUCCUUUCAUCCACCAAAUACCAGCCCCAACAAAUAAUUAACAUGUUUACAACCUCGUCCUCUCCUCGCCUGCUCUCAAGUUAGCACGAGUCCCGGGACUCGUGCCUUUGAGAAGAUGAACAAUAUGAUGACAAUCCUCGCAGCAGCCACUUCUUACCCCAGUUCCAUCUUCACCACCACCACCACGCACUCCUCCAACGCUUUCACCUCACCCACCUCCCAAAAGUUCUCGGAUAGCGGAGGGCUGUUGAUGAGAAGUACCCCCGCCAGCCCAAUGUCAACCUUGUCGCUGUCUGACUGGGGCAGCAACGGUGAUUUGUCCCCCGAGCUUUUCCUCCUUCGCGACGAUGAGCUUUCUCCGCGCAGUCUUCCUCUCCGCCAGACGACGGCCAUGGUGAGGACCCAGCUCCUAGUGGCGAGCAGUGGGGAUGAUGAGCACGACCCUUAUUUGGGCGUGGGUGGUGGGGGCGACCCCUUCAACCUCACGGCCUGGGACAAUGCCAGCGACUGGGGGAAUGGGACUGGGGGAAUUGACGAUGACGGGGAUGGAGGUUACAACUACUGGGCGCUGCUCCUCAUCGUCUUCUCCAUUUUUGCGGUGUUUGGAAACAUGCUGGUGAUUCUGGCAGUGAAGAGAGAGCGGUCACUUUGGAACGUUACCAACUACUUUAUCGUCUCCCUGGCAGUGGCGGAUCUCCUCGUGGCCGGGGUCGUAAUGCCCUUUGGCGUUUAUGUUCUGUUCAAUGAUACAAAGUGGCGACUCCCACCCAUCACUUGUGAUUUCUACAUCGCCAUGGACGUGACUUGCAGUACCUCCUCAAUCCUCAAUCUCGUCGCCAUCAGCAUUGACAGAUUUAUCGCAGUGACGCAGCCCAUAAAGUACGCCAAGCACAAGAGCAACACGCGUGUGUGGUUGACGAUUGUCUUUGUGUGGGUGUUUUCUGGCCUGGUGGCGUCUCCCAUCGUGCUGGGGCUGAACACGCCCCUGGGUCAAGGAGUGCACGACCCCACGUCCUGCAUCUUCCACAACUACUACUUCAUCUUCUUCUCCUCCCUCUGCUCCUUCUACAUCCCCUGCACCAUCCUCGUCUACCUCUACUACCGCAUCUUCAAGGUGAUCCGAGAGCGUGCGAAGAAGGCGGUGAGCGGUGGUCACGCAUCCUCGAAACCAGCGAGCGGCGUGGGUGGGACGGUGAUUGAGAACCUGGCUCAAACCAAGAGAUUAGCCGAGACGACGUUGGGGGGUCCGUCCAGUCUGCCCAUCCCGCCCUCGCAGCCGGAAGACGAGCGGGGGACGAACACGGGGAGCGGGAGUCAAGAGGAGGAGGACGAGGACCUUGAGCGUGACAUGGACGAAGGGGAGGAGGAGGAAGAAGAGGCCGACGAGGAACCAACCCCGGAGAACGAGUGUCAAAUCAUAGCCAACAACAGGCUGGCCACCGCCUUCGUCCUCGAAUCCGUGCGGAGUGAGGAACGAGGGGCUUUAGAGCGGCGAAUAGAACUGAACGGGAACCAUGAUUCUGGAUAUGCAGCCUCCAACUUGGAGGAAGGUCAUCCCGUGGCGCAAGAACCCUCACCCGCCAGCCCCAAACAUUCUCUACCACUCCCACUCGAACCUUCCAAGCGGAACGGGCUGAAGGAGGUGACCACCGUCGACCCCAAAGCUUCAAAUUCAGGGAGUCCCUGCAUCGGCGGGGACGGGGCGUCCACUUCCUCCAGCAAAAAAGCCCCCGGAAGUCGAUUCACCAUAUGCAAAGCGCAUAAAGCGAGCAGGCGCAAGAAGGAGAAGUCCUCCGCGAAAAGGGAGCGCAAGGCGACAAAGACUUUGGCCAUUGUGUUAGGCCUAUUUCUGCUCUGUUGGCUUCCCUUCUUCACAUGCAAUAUAAUGGAUGCGAUCUGCCAAAUGAUGAACGAGCAUUGUGGCAUUGGGCUCACCACCUUCCUCCUCACGACCUGGCUGGGUUAUGCCAACAGCUGCCUCAACCCAAUCAUCUACACAAUUUUCAAUCCAGAAUUUAGAAAGGCGUUUAAAAAGUUGAUGGGACUUGGGGCCUAAAAAGAGGAAGAUGAGCAAAUGAAACAUUAUGACUUUAUUUUGCGAUGAACAAUUACGAUUCGUCGCCUAAUCGAAGAAGAGGAUAACGAAGGACAAGAACUCAUCAAUCAUGCUUACUAAUUGUAUCUCCACCAAUCUGACCUACAGAAAAUCUCCCUUUGUGCAUCUACUAACUAAUAAUAUUACUCCUUAAAAUAUCAUUGAUCUGUCAUCACCAAAUCUUGUGAGAAUAUCUUCAUUAGCAUUACAAAUAUAAAAUAAGUACUAAAAUACUCUUAGAAAAUAAUGUUAAUAAUGCGAACUUGUACGGUGGUGGUUAAUCGGGUGGUUAUUAAUUUACGGAUGCUGUUGGUCGCUUUCACUGGAAAAAAUGAGGUGCUAAAAUAUCUUCUUUAAAUAAAUACCUGUGCAUAUUCUACUAAUAAUGCUUGCAUAUUUAUGUCGACUAAAGAAUGCAUGGAGCAGAUUUCCAUAAAAUGAGCAUAAAUAUUUACAACCUUACAUACAAAAGUUAAUAUGUACACGCAUGGUGCUAAUUACUCCCAACCAAACCGUAGGAUUAUUUAAGAGAACUUGUUACUGACCGAAUAUGUAUUAAUAUAAUUAUCAAUCCUUACAUUUACCAAAUGGUGAUAGACUUUAAACUACAUACGUGUGUGCUCUCUAAAUAAGUAAGAAGUAAGCAAAUUAAUAAAUCCAUGGCCAAAAUAGAGAAUAUUCUGGUUGUAAAAUAAUAAUAAAUUUUACGGUGUAAUAGUAAUUACAAUAAUUACGUAAUUAACUCGAACUUAUAUAAAAACUUUAGAGGGCGUAAAGUCUCGUGCAUAUAUGUAUAAAGAAAGUACUCAAAAAAGAUACCAUGAAAUCGAGCUCCUUCUUUGGUAUCAUUUUCGAGUAAAACACUUGUAUGCACAAUCCGCUCUCCUCUAAAUACAACCCGUCUCUUUACGUAUGUAAUUAUUUCAACACAUAAUAAAAGUACAUAAGUGACGAAGUAGUGGAUUCUCUCUUUGUGUGCAUAAAUGGAUGGGAUAUAUACAAAUUAUAUAAAUGUUGUUAUGUUACACGACAUUUGUGAUGAUGACCUAAUUAAUUAAAAUUAUGUGUGAGAUGAUGUGAAAUGAAAGAAACUGAAUAAAGUCAGAAUAUAUGUAUGUA